CCCUCCUCAGCCCUGCCCGGUGGCUGGCACUGAACCACCAUUCGCUUGAGCAGUCCCCGGGACGGGUUGCCCGCGCCCGCUUCUGCUGCUUCCACCGGGGAACCGGACCAUCGGGCGGACGGAGCCGGACAAGCGGGCGCUCCUGCAAGCCCGCCUCGGGCACCCGAGCCACGCAUUCCUCCUCCUCCUCCUCCCCUCCACCCCAACCCCGGGGCUCUGCCAGUCUGGGAACCAUGGCGACGGGAGUGAGCUGGGCAGUUCAUGCUGCCAAAUGCAACGGCUCGAAAGCAACUGUGGCGGAUCCAGAGCUGCACUACGACCACGACAUGCAUUUGAAAAUGAGUAAGAAGAUCGCCCAGUUAACCAAGGUCAUAUAUGCACUAAAUACCAAAAGUGAUGAACAUGAGGCUUCCCUGCAAGCUGCUAAGGAAUCUCACCAGGAGGAGAUCCAACACAUCGUUGCUGAGACACGGAGUAAGAUCUCACAGUAUAAGAGCAAGAUGGGGGAGGAGAUGGAUUUACGACAGCAAAUUCAGUCCCUCGAGGAUACCCUGGAGAAGCACAAGAAAUCCAAGGACGAGGUCUUGGCGCAGUUUGAGGUUUACAAACAGCAGGGCGCAGAGCGGGAGAAGAACAUGGAGAGAGAGCAUGCAGAAAGAAUAGUGGCGCUGUCACGGGAGAUGCUCAACAUUAAAAAGGAGUUUGAGAGCAAUCUGCAACACUUCAUGGAAAUCCAGCACAGGCUCGAACAAGACAAGCAGUUGGCAAUAACGGAGAUUGUGAAAGUGAACCAAGAGUCAGAGAACCUUCAGGAAAAAUGUAAAUUGCUCAAGGGCUGUUUUGAUGAAAAAUUCAAGUUGGAAGAGAAGCACAAAAUGGACAUUCAGUGCUUGAAUCAGGAGCUGGAAUUCCUGAAAUCAGAGAAAACAAGACUAACCACAGAGUUUGAGAAAAAAGUAAGUAAACUGCAAGUCUCGCAUCAAAAGGAACUGGAAUCUUUGAAAAAGGCUCUGCAGCAGUCAGUGACGGAGACACUGAAACAGUGGCAGACGGGACAGAGGAGGAGCCUGCAAGCUCAGGAGGUGGCCCUGCAGCUCAAACUGAAGAGGUUGGAGAGUGAUGUCGAAAUCAAAGACCAAAUGAUGCACGUAACUAAAACCCAGUGUCAGAAACUGCAGGAAUUGCUGAACACUGCAGAGCUCAAAGUCAAGGAUUUUGAAAACCGACUUCAAAAGGCAGAUAAUCAAUUGUCAGCAUCAGAUGAAAAACUACAAAAGAUGGAAGAUGAAGCUCAGCUUUUGAGGGAGAGACUGUUAGAAAAGGAAGCUGAAAUACUGCAUAAAACAGAUGAGAACAAGGAUCUGUCCAAGUCCAAGCUCAGUGCUGUGGCUGAGUUGGACGACUUAAAGAGUCACGUGUUGGAGCUGCAGCAGCAGAUGUCAGUCUGGGACCAGCAGCAUCAGGGAAAUAAAGAUGUUGAGGCUGAACACAGUCAGCAGCUAACACAGGUGAUUGAGGCACUUACUCGUGAAAAGGAAGAACAUCAUAGAAGGCACGAAGAAGAGCUGAAGAAACUGAAGCGAGUGGCCGAAGAGGAGAAGGUUCGUUUGAAGGAGCAGUUAAUGAAAGGACUGGAGGAACUGGUGAAGAAGCACACCACUGAGAUCAAGGCAGUGCAGACCUCAAUGGAACUGGAAAGAAAAGGACUGCAGAAGGAACUACAGAAUCAAUUGGAUGAAAUAAACAUCAGAGUUGAGAAUGAAAGACAUCUGCAGGAGAAGGAGAAGGAGGAACUUUACGAUAGACUUCAGGACUCUCUGCAGAAGAUUUCCAGGAUGGAAAGCUUCAUGAAGCAAAGAGAUAAAGGCAUCGAGCAAACUGAUUGUACAUAUCUACAAGCAAGUCAUGAGAGCUUACUGAAAGAGCAGGAACAGGCACUCAAACAGAUAUCAGAGCUGCAGGAGAAAUUGAAAAAGCAGAAAGAACAGCAUGAAGCUCUGGUUUCAUCCUCGAGAAAAGAGAACCUUCAACUUUCUCAACAGAUAGAGACAAAGUGGAAAGAAAAAGUACGAUGUGAGAACGAGAAGCUGCAGGAAAGGCUGAAGAGAGAACAUACAAUUGACAUGCAGUCGGCUAUGGCUCAGCUGCAGCAGGAGAAAGAGCAAGAAAUGGAAACCCUGCAGCAAAAGUGGCAAGCUGCAACAGGAACACUCGAAGCAGAGCUUGCAGACACAAAGAAGAACUUUGAACAACAAGUGACCAAUUCCCAAACUGCAGUCCAGUUACUUCAGUCCCAAUUGAAUGAAGAAAAGGAAACUCUCCUGCAGAAUGUUCAGUAUGUCACAUCACUAAAUCAAGAUCUUGAAUCUCAGCUUGAGAUCCUGAAGCAACAGGUCCUCAGUAGUGGGGAGAGAAAUCAACAGCAGGAGGACAAUUACCAGAAUCAGCUUAAAACACUGAGAGAGACUCUGUUAGAGUUACAGAGUGAAAUGUCUGAGCUACGGAAAGAAAGGACACUGCUUAACGAAAGUGUGGAACUGCUCAACAAGGAACUUGAAUUGAAGAAUCAGGAAGCCAUUCAGCAGAGAAUUAACAAGACACAUUACAGAUCACUGGAAGAAGAGCUUAAGGCAGAACAUGAGAAGGAAGUCUUGCUGAAACAAAAUCACUUGAAAGAAAUCCAAGGCAUUGUGUCUGAUUUCAGCAGCUCCCAAACCCGUCUCCAAGCAAAAAUAGUUUCCUUGGAAACUGAAUUGAAAGAGAAUGAAGAAAAGUCAAAAAAGCAUGAAUGCAGACCAGAAGAUUUACACCUCAUUAAUAAACUUCAAGAUAACCUAUCAGAACGUGAUCAGGUUAUUAAAAGACUCCUGGACGACAGGAAGUUUCAGCAGAUAGCUUUGGCAAACAGUGAAAGUAACAUCAAUAGAUGUUUUACCAGAACUCCUAUACCUGGAAGCUUCACUCCGACCAUGAAGAAAAAGAGAACAGAAGAUUUACCAGUUCGGGUGGUCAGUGUUCCAAAUCUGAGUUCAUAUGGGAAAAGCUUUCUAAGCUCUGAAUCAAGUACAAUCAAUAUGUUUCCUGCAAUGACUAAAUCUCCAAGCCUGGACCAAAACCUCAACAGCACAUCAAGAAUAUUUCUUCAGCCUUUACAAGUCCUGCCAUCUAAACCAAUCCCAAGCAUUACAAAUGAGGGGAUGGAAAAUCAAGAAACUACAGGAAAAGAUCCUCAGCAACAUGAAUGGUUCACUAAAUAUUUUUCAUUCUAGAAAUGAGUUAGAUAAGCAUGUUUUUAUAGAAUUUCAUUUAAUAAAUUAUUUGUGAUGUCCUCAAUCACCAUUUCUAAGAUUCCAUUGAAAAUAGUAAUAAUAUUUUCACCAGGAUAUGCAAAUAUUGUUCUCAGCAUAAAGUAGUGGGAAUUGUCUGUCAGCGUUUGAAGUAAUUCCUUGUCCCGCUCAGCAUAUUCCUACAUCAACCAAAUUGCCACAUUUUUUGUUUGACGUGUAUGUGUGCGUGUAAGAUUCAAGGUUUUAAAACUCUGACACAAACAUUAACUCUAUGGGGACAGCAUGCUAUUCUUUAAAAAACUCUUGCACUUUAUACGGUCAAGUUUGAUUUUGUUAGAUGUUUAAUUUAGAAAAAAAUAAUCCUUGCAUUUAUUAAAUGUACUGGUAUAUGUGGUAUUAGCAACUAUUAUUAUGAAAUUGAAUUAAUGAACAGCAAAUAGAUAUUUUUUUAAAGUAUUGUCUUGCAUGCCAGAUAAAAUGCCUCAAUUGCAGGGCAUUACGAUUAAAAAUGAAAGACUACCUCGUAUCUUAAGUAAUUGAAGAGAUAAAGUUACAGAAGUUAAAACAACACAGCACUAAAAGAGCCCCUGAUUUAAUCACAUUGCUUGAUUUUCAGUUAAUCAGUAUUGACACAUCAGAAUUGCAAGAUUGCGCAUCCUCAUUUUUAGAACAACUGGUUUGUUAAAUAGUUAGCUAAAGGAUUUAGAAACAGGGGGACACUGUGCAGAGCAAGUGGGAGCCUUUCCAAAUAACAAUUUAGGUUAGUUUGCUAUUUGAUGUAAUCCAUUUAUUUGAAUGUUAGAAAUGGCAAUGUUUUACUCAAUUCUUCUUAAAAUUAGCACAAGAUCCCUUUUGGUUUGGAUUUCUUUCUUUAACAAAAUUAAUUCCUGAUUGGAAAGAUGAGUAUUUCCCAAUAGAGGACAGGUGGGAACUAUAUUAAGGACAUAGAAUAUUAUAACACAUGAAAAAGUCCUUCAGCCCACAAGGUCUGUUCCAACAUGAUUCCAAGUUAAACUAAUCUCCUUCGCCCACAUGUGAUCAAUAUCCUCCAUUCCCUGCAUAUCCAUAUGCCUACUUAAAAGCCUCUCAAACAACACUGUUGUAUCUGCCACCACCACCACCCCAGGCUGCGCGUUCAAGGCACCCACCGCUGUGUUCUGGAAACAUGAGAUGGUUUUAAGUUCUCUUUAAGGGACAAUUCUGAAUGAACCUUAGCACUGUGGGAGAAUGUAGAGAAAAUUGAGGUACAGGAUGAUUAGUAUCCACGUUGUGUGGAUGCCAAAAAUUAUUGGGCAAUUGAUACUUACAAUAUACUGCUAACAUCACACUUAUGUUUAAUGCAGAAAGAUCACUCCUCCUGGUGUUUUUUAAUUUGUUAGUGGAAUAUGACUAUAAUGUAAACAGGGAACAUGGUGCUAUUUAUACAGUUUUUAAAUGUAGCAAUGUUGUAAAUAUAUACAAUGAAAUAAAUUACAUUUUUUGAGCAUUGCCACUCAGAGAAGGAAUAUUACUACAUACACCAAAAAAGCAAACUGCACACGCAGGGCUUAGUAACAUAUCCUUAAACUGGAUCUACCACUAUUAGAAUAAUAAGCUAUUCACUUACCAUAUGUGAAUGUAAUCAGAUUCAAUCUUUCAAAUUGAUACCCGUUUGAGAUGACUAACAAAAUACAUACGGUCCACUGAGUCUGCAACAAACAAUCACCUGUAUACUAGUUCUGUCCUACACUCCAAAACCAAUUAAUCUACAAACCUGCACAUCUGUGGGAGGAAAACCGGAGCAUCUGGAGAAACCCCACAGUCACAGGGAGAAAGUACAAACUCUGUAGGGGUAGCACCAGUGGUCAGGAUCAAACCCGGGUCUCUGGUGCUGUAAGGCUACAAUACUGCUGCACCACCCUAUUAAUUUCAUUCUCUGCAUUAGAUUCUAAAUAAAGAUUUAUUGUUACCUUUCCCUCAUAGAUUGCUGCAAUAGUAUAGGAAUCUAAUGAGACCCGAUCUGUAGCAUUCUUGUGUGUCUGAGUAUGUAUGUACUUCCUGGAAUCAGUCUGGUGCAAAUUUGCUAUAUUGAUCCUUGGGGUAAAAAGGUUGUCCUGAGCAACUUUAAAGAUUGGACCAUCUUUAAUGAAAUUAUGAAUGAGAGGUGACCUCAUGCAUGAUUUUGAGAGGGAUUGGUUGAUUUGAUCACGUUAUUGUUAAGCAUGGAAUUUAGUGCAGAGACUCAGAAUGGAUAAUUAUUUAGAAUUCAGCAAGUUAAAUUUCUUUGGCUCAGCAUCACAGCCCUCCAAGAUUAAUUAAAAAAGUUUACGAAUCUUUCAGCAACGUUCAAGCCGAAAUCAGCUGACUAACAGGGGAUCAGGUGGGGUAGUGGUGUCGAGCUGCAGGAUUUAAUCAAUCUUUUUGAACAGGAGUGGAGACCCGAGGGGCCUGGUGCCCUGUGCCUGUUCAUCUCCACAGUUCAGAACAUUACUUGUCCAUGUUGGGGAGAUGGCACAAAGUGCAGGUGCACUGUUGUGAAUGGAGCAGCGGGAGAACAUACAAAAAUCACUGGAAUAUAAGAUGUUGAUCAAUUAUGGUUAUAUUGGCAACCUUCACGCUACAACAUUUCAGGUCAUGAAAAUUAUGCCCUACCGAAUUCACAAGUCACCAAAUGUAACGCAUGCACAGAUGACAGUUUUGUGCGAUGGAAAUUGUUCCAGGAACCCUCCCCAGGACUGCAGAGGCCACCUGAACUUGAAGGUCCAGCAGAGCUACAGUUCCGGUGUGCUGGAAAAUGAGCGGGGAACUCUUUAUGGACAUGAUGGGCUGAAUGGCAGCCCAAAUUCAAAUUUCUUCAAUAUUAUGAAAUGGAACAGCCACAAGAACCCAUAAA
This is a messenger RNA of Leucoraja erinaceus (little skate), 6159 nucleotides long. Its product is annotated as protein FAM184B-like. The coding region runs from base 234 to 3269 and encodes 1011 amino acids. NCBI's taxonomy places the organism in Eukaryota, Metazoa, Chordata, Chondrichthyes, Rajiformes, Rajidae. The transcript is spliced from 16 exons. The record is from RefSeq and is a predicted model, not a curated record.